This is a messenger RNA of Wasmannia auropunctata (little fire ant), 680 nucleotides long. RefSeq lists its product as uncharacterized. Lineage: Eukaryota; Metazoa; Arthropoda; Insecta; Hymenoptera; Formicidae. The transcript has 2 exons. The record is from RefSeq and is a predicted model, not a curated record. The coding region runs from base 243 to 605 and encodes 120 amino acids.
AUGAGUUGCGCGAGACGGAGACGGCCUCGCAUCAAACUUGGAAAAUUGGACAAGACGCGAAAUUUGACAGCUCCGUUUUCGAGAGAGGAGAGACGCGCAAAAUUGCAGGGUCGAUUGCAGCUUCGCGGCGUAAUGAGAGCGAAGGGGCGAUAAUGAGCUUCGAACGGUCGUCGACGGUUGUUCUCGAUAUCGCGAAAUCGAAGUGUAAAGGUUAAACUCCCCGGCGAGACUUUCACGCGAGAAUGUCUGCCGACCUGCUGCCGGAAUCGGUGAAUUUGUUCCUCGACGACUUCGAGACCAGCCUCUGCCUGCCCAUUCUCGUCGUAAUGGUGCUCUGCACCGCUCAAUUCGUGUUCAAUCACGCCUUCGGUAUCGGAUACACGAUCUACCAGAACGUGAAGAAGCCGCCGACGGAGGAGAAGGAGAAGGAGAAGAAGCAGCCGGACACUGAUAUGAUGGGAAAACUAAAAGGAAUGCUGACCACCCUGGGCAUCGGAAAACCCGGUACGGCGACCACGACGCCUCGAAUUAAAAAUUCACUGCCAAGAUACAAUACUCAACCUCGUGAGGAGGAAUGGGAUUAUUGCGAGGAGAAUGUUGAAUGAAAUAACCGAACUCUGUCUUAUACCAUUAGUACAAUGUAAAAAUGCGUGGCAAAUAAAAGUAGUCUCUUUUCCUCA